ACAAGUUCGGUUUUAAUUUUUAAAUGCAAAGUUAUGGAAAAGCAUUAUCUCAUAUCAUUGAUGUCAGGUGCUAUAGCUGGAACAGCUGUUGAUACAAUAUUAUUUCCACUUGACACGAUUAAAACGCGUCUGCAAAGCAAUGCUGGAUUUUUUAAGUCUGGAGGAUUUAAAAAAAUUUAUUCAGGUAUAGGAGCUGCUUUUGUUGGUUCUGCGCCCACUGCUGCAAUAUUUUUUAUCACAUAUGAAUUUUGUAAAAGAAAUUUAAUUUAUCAUAAUUACAUUGUUUUAAAUUAUAUGAUGAGUGCGGCAGUAGCUGAAAGUGUUUCAUGCAUUAUUAGAGUCCCCAUUGAAGUUAUAAAGCAAAGAAGGCAGGCUUUCUUCAGCUUAUCAAAUGAUAAAAUAAUCAGAGAUAUAUUGUUAAAAGAAGGUCUUUUAGGAUUUUAUCGAGGGCUAUUACCUACUAUACUUAGAGAAAUUCCCUUUUCAUUUGUUCAAUAUCCUCUUUGGGAAUAUUUUAAAAAAAGCCAGAAAUUUAAAAUAACUUCUGAGUAUAAUUUUGUGGAUGCAUAUACAAAAGGUGCUUUGGCUGGUGGUGUUGCAGCAGCAUUAACUACACCAUUGGAUGUAAUUAAAACAAAAAUCAUACUUGCCAAAGUUAAAUACUUAUUUUAUAUGUAUAAAAGAAUAUUAUUUUAUAAUCAGAAAGACAAUUCCCAAAUAUCUAUCAUUAAAAUCUGCAAAGACAUAAACUUAAAUAAAGGAUUUAAAGGAUAUUUUGCUGGUCUGAUUCCAAGAAUAAUGUGGAUAUCCAUUGGUGGGGCAAUAUUUUUGGGCACUUAUGAAAUCACUUCUAAAAACUUUGAAAAAUAUUUUAAAAAUUAUUAAUUUAUUUAAUUAUAUUGUCUUUAUGAAAUACCUCAUUGGAAAAAUUGUGA
Messenger RNA from Gordionus sp. m RMFG-2023, 935 nucleotides. RefSeq names its product mitochondrial S-adenosylmethionine carrier protein-like. Bases 34 to 885 code for a protein of 283 amino acids. Gene Ontology annotation, cellular component: mitochondrial inner membrane. The record is from RefSeq and is a predicted model, not a curated record. The transcript has 8 exons. Lineage: Eukaryota; Metazoa; Nematomorpha; Gordioida; Chordodea; Parachordodidae. Gene Ontology annotation, molecular function: S-adenosyl-L-methionine transmembrane transporter activity.